UAAAAUUCAAGGGUGCACUUAUUCUUUAAAGAGAAGUGAGUGUCUGACUUGUCAGCAGGUGGACUUUAGACAUCUAUUGAGACUGUAGUUGUUGUAUACACCGUUGGUGAAUAUUUACCAAUCAAAUCUGAAUGAUGAGGUGACUGACACAACGUAACAGGAGCAACACAGGAACCGUCAGUUCCAAUCUUCACAGGGAGAAUUAGAAUUGCUUGAGAAUGAGAGACUACGACGAUAUCACAUCUUUUCUGGGAACAUGGGGGCGAUUUCAGCUGACCGUGUUUAUGGCACUGGCUAUCAGCAUCCUGCCGAAUGGCUUUGUGGGCCUCUACAUAGUGUUUGUAGGUGAUACUCCAACACACCAGUGUCUGAUUCCUGAAGAGUACAACAUCAGUGAGAUCUGGAGAGAGGCAGCGAUUCCUCUAAUAACCCAGGAUGGAAUUUUAAAGCGCAGCUCCUGCAGCAGGUACAACAUAGACACACUGAGAAACUACUCCCUGAUGGGCUACAUCCCUGAUGUGGACGUGAAUAUGAGCAGCAUUGAGCUGGAGAAGUGUCUGGAUGGAUGGAAUUAUAGCAAGGAAAUCUACCAAUCAACAAUAGUUACUGAGUGGGAUUUGGUGUGUGACAAUGAAUAUAAAGUCCCCCUGUGUUCAUCAAUAUACUUCCUCGGAGUCCUAAUGGGCACUUUCAUUUCAGGACAGCUGUCUGACAAGUACGGCAGGAGGCCAGUGCUCUUUGCUAUGAUGGCCAUGCAGACCUUGACAAUCUUCAUCCAGAUGUUUUCUCCCAGCUGGGAAGUGUUCACUGCAAUUUACUUCUUUGUGGGAUUUAGCGGCUUUUCAAACUAUGUCGUAGGCUUUGUGUUAGGAUCAGAGAUUCUGAGCCCAGCGACUCGUGUGGUAUUCUGCUCUUUGGGCGUCUUUAUGGGAUCAGGGAUUGGCCAGAUGUUCCUGCCGCUGGCAGCAUACUUCGCCCGCUGGUGGAGAUUGCUGGUGCUUAUCAAUGCUCUUACUGGUGUUCUUUACAUCCCAUUGUGGUGGUUUAUUCCAGAGUCCCCAAGAUGGCUGCUCUCUCAGGGCAGGAUAGCUGAGGCUGAAGCGAUACUUAGACAAGCAGCACAGAAGAACAAAAUCUCUGCUCCAGAGGUUAUUUUCAACCCUUCUGAGAUUGAGGAGUCAGCUGCAAUACGAAAGAAGAAAUACAGUAUUCUUGAUAUCUUGAGAAACGGCAAUGCAGUUACAAUUUGCAUUAUUUGUUCACUCUUAUGGAUAGUUAUCACUAUGUCCUACUACGGACUAAUUCUGAACACCAGCAACCUUCACGGAGAUCCCUACUUGAACUACUUUAUAUCUGCAGUUGUGGAGCUCCCAGCAUUCUUCAUAGCAAUGUUACUACUCAAAUAUUGCUCACGUAGAUUCUGCCAGUCCUCAACUCUAAUCCUGGGUGGAGGUAUCAUUCUUUUUGUUCAGCUUGUCCCUGAAGAUCUACCAGAGUUGGCUGUCUUCCUAGAGAUGGUUGGGAAGUUCGGCAUUACUGCAGCAUUUUGUGUAGUUUAUGCUGUGACAUCAGAGCUCUUCCCCACUGUUGUGCGAAAUAUGGCCAUGGGAAUCUGCUCCAUGUCUGCGAGAAUAGGAUCCAUUAUCUCCCCUUUCAUUAUAUACCUGGGAUCCUAUUACAAAAUGCUCCCCUAUCUUCUACUGGGAGCCUGGGCCGUGGUGGCCAGCCUUCUAUGUUUGUUGUUACCUGAAACAUCAGGCAAAGUACUGCCUGAGACCAUCUCACAAAUGCAGAGGAUUAAAUGCAGGUUUGGAAGCUUAAGGAAAUUUGAAUUGUCACACGGGGCAGCGGAGAAAACUAUCACACUUAAAGAGGCAAAAAUGUAGAACUGAUUAAAUGUUUUCAAAGGCUUUUAUUAUGAAGGAUGAAUAUUAACAUGGAUGACUUGCAUCUGAAGAGUACACCUGUUUCACCAGCGACUAAAUUAUCCCUAAAUAUGUCUUUUGUAUUUCUUUUAUGAGUGUGGCACAUGCUGCCCAUCCGGAUCCUUUUUGUGCUCUAUUGUUUAUCUGAGAAGUAGUAACAUAUACACAGUAGUUCCAGCCAAUCCUAAUGGAGAGUUAAUCUGUUUUAGAUUAUAUUAAUAAAUAAAAAUAAAAGAAAGAUAAGGCUUUGGAUUUGGUAGAUCUGUGACCAGUAAGACAGCAUUCUGUCCACUGCUCCAAAAUUUAUGUUUAGAAAAAAAUGAGCAAAACAGGUUCUAAUGCUGGAGCACCGUUUACUGCAAGAUGUGCAGUACAGUACAGUAUGUAUCGUCACUGUCCAUCUGUAUCAGUAUGUUUGUUGAUUUUUUUUGUUUACUACAUAAUUUAAACACACAAACUAAAUGGACCAAUAGAAAUAGAAAUUCUCCAGAUUGAUCCUAUAACUUUUUUUACAUUGACUUAUAGUAAAGGUUAAGAGGCUUUAUCUCUCUCUCCUGUACAGUAACUGUUUUGGACAGUGAUGGCCUUUCCAACAUUAGACAGAAUGUAUUUCAGACUGGUUAAAGAACAAUCAAAUGCCUCACACUUUUUCAGCUUUCUAUUACUUAAGAGUGGCCACAUAUUUAUUUUUAACACACAGGCAGCCGUCAUUGUUGGGACCUUAUGGUCGAUGUGGAAAUAUCAAUUGAUGUCCAUUAAUUAAAAUCAUGUCAUUAAAGAUGAUUAUAGUUUUCAAGAGAA
Astyanax mexicanus (Mexican tetra) is the source of this 2726-nucleotide messenger RNA. RefSeq names its product solute carrier family 22 member 4. The record is from RefSeq and is a predicted model, not a curated record. NCBI's taxonomy places the organism in Eukaryota, Metazoa, Chordata, Actinopteri, Characiformes, Acestrorhamphidae. Bases 219 to 1886 code for a protein of 555 amino acids. Gene Ontology annotation, cellular component: membrane. Gene Ontology annotation, molecular function: transmembrane transporter activity. The transcript is spliced from 10 exons. Gene Ontology annotation, biological process: transmembrane transport.